AUCUCCUUGUGGCUUUAAAACAUGGGAAGGAGUGUCACACACUGUAACCUCAUGGAGGUUUACAGGGCUCAGAGAUACUCAGUGAUGUUACAAAUCUGUUUUCCCAUCUGGUGACAUUGUUACCUGGAGUGCCAUGUGCAGAGAGGUGUUACUGGGGGGCUUCUAAGGGCAUCAGAGCUGCAGACUUUAUGAUUUCUGGUUUAUUGUCUUUUGAGAAAAUAAGUGCCCAGGAUACCUAACAUCUAGCAUUGCUUGGAGAAAGACAUCUCUAGCCAGGGUCCAGUACAAAGUACUUCCUCAGUGCUGCCUUGGGAGUCUGUGGUGGAGCAACGUGCUGCUGAAAUUGUGCCGCUCUCAUGACCGUGGGCUGUUCCUUGCAUGUGGGAUAUGGACCAGGGGGCCCCUGAGCAAUCUGACCUGGCUUUAAAGUCAGCCAUGCUUUAAGCGUAGAUCUUCCGCAGCUCGGUGGUGUUCGGCAUUCCCCUGCCAGCCAGGCUACAGUGCUGUGUUUCAUGUACUCAGUGUUAUGCUUCUUGUUUUCAUUUCAGGUCCUGUUUUGACAUAAAAGUGAGAUUCACGAGACUCCUCUAAGAUGUCUUACAGAAAGGAGCUAGAAAAAUACCGAGACUUGGAUGAAGACAAGAUCCUUGGGGCUCUGACAGAGGAGGAGCUCAGGAAGCUAGAGAAUGAGCUGGAAGAGCUGGAUCCUGAUAAUGCAUUGCUGCCAGCAGGGCUCAGGCAGCGGGAUCAGACACAAAAGCCACCAACUGGCCCAUUCAAAAGGGAGGAACUCAUGGCCCACCUAGAAAAGCAGGCAAAGGACGUUAAAGACAGAGAAGACUUGGUUCCCUUCACAGGUGAAAAGAGAGGAAAAGCUUGGAUCCCCAAGCAGAAGCCAAUGGAUCCUGUUUUGGAAAGUGUGACUCUGGAGCCGGAACUGGAGGAAGCCCUGGCUAAUGCCUCUGAUGCAGAGCUCUGUGACAUUGCUGCCAUCCUUGGCAUGCACACCUUGAUGAGUAACCAGCAGUACUAUGAGGCACUGGGGAGCAGCACCAUCGUGAACAAAGAAGGGCUCAACAGUGUGAUUAAGCCCACACAGUACAAACCAGUUCCUGAUGAGGAACCGAACUCAACGGAUGUGGAGGAAACUCUGAAACGAAUACAAAACAAUGAUCCUGACCUUGAGGAAGUCAACCUUAACAAUAUUAUGAAUAUUCCCAUACCAACUUUAAAAGCUUUUGCAGAAGCGCUGAAAAAUAACACCUACGUGAAGAAGUUCAGUAUAGUUGGGACACGGAGCAACGAUCCUGUUGCUUUUGCACUAGCAGAAAUGCUGAAGGUCAAUAAUACACUGAAGAGCCUGAACGUGGAAUCAAACUUCAUUUCUGGGUCAGGGAUCCUGGCUGUUGUUGAAGCGCUACAGGGCAACACAUCGCUCGUGGAGCUGCGCAUCGACAACCAGAGCCAGCCCUUGGGCAACAAAGUAGAAAUGGAAAUUGCGAACAUGUUGGAAAAAAACACCUCUCUGCUGAAGUUUGGGUACCAUUUCACUCAGCAAGGUCCCCGGCUCCGCGCCUCCAAUGCCAUGAUGAAUAACAAUGACCUAGCUCGUAUUCAUCGGUCUGAUGGUAUCUGGCAAUAGCAUCUCAGCUCUACACCUGGACAAUUGAGGAAGAGAAGACUUGCAGAGUUGAAUGGGCCUAUUUUUCCCAAGUGCAGAACUGGAGUGUAGUUCCUGGCUAUGGAGGUCUAUCCCAGUGACCUGUGCGACACUGUGGAAUUCUAAAGGCAAUAAGUGCCUUGACAGAGUAUUUGUGGUGCCUCGGUUCUGUUUUAUGCACUAACAGUUUAAAUUAACUAGUGGCUGUAGUUGAAGAUAUUAUCCAGUAGGACUGUUGAUGUUUUCUGUAGAGUUGGAAACUAUUCAAGCCAGUAACAACCUGCCAAUUUGAUGCAAUCUCAGUUUAGAGUACAUCCCAGCGUAAAAGUGACUCUUAACCUGGGACCUAAUUUUUCUAUAAACUUCCUGCACAGUGUUUCAUACAGUUAGGAUGUGGUAUGUAUGAGUGAAAGACAAAAUUGUUCCACACACAUUACAGAUGUAUUAAAAAAAUACUUUAUUUU
Falco peregrinus (peregrine falcon) is the source of this 2124-nucleotide messenger RNA. It is a transcript of the gene TMOD1, whose product is annotated as tropomodulin 1. Bases 593 to 1642 code for a protein of 349 amino acids. Gene Ontology annotation, molecular function: tropomyosin binding. Gene Ontology annotation, cellular component: striated muscle thin filament; myofibril. NCBI's taxonomy places the organism in Eukaryota, Metazoa, Chordata, Aves, Falconiformes, Falconidae. Gene Ontology annotation, biological process: muscle contraction; myofibril assembly; pointed-end actin filament capping. The record is from RefSeq and is a predicted model, not a curated record. The transcript is spliced from 10 exons.